CGGCGGUGGCGGCGGCGGCGGCUCCCGGAGCCAGCACGAAUCCGGCCCCGCUGUGGGACCCGGGUAGGUGUGGACGCGCCCACGGGCCCACGUGAGCGGAGGAUGGGCACACCCCCCCGCAAUGUCUCUGGGCCGCCUCCUCCGCCGGGCCUCCUCCAGAGCCUCGGACCUCCUGACCCUCGCCCCGGGGGGCGGCGGGCCCCCCUCCAUCCUGGACGGGGAGAUCCUCUACUCCAAGAACAACGUGUGUGUGCACCCGCCCGAGGGCCUGCAGGGCCUGGGGGAGCACCACCCAGGCUACCUGUGCUUGUACAUGGAGAAGGAUGAGCUGCUGGGGGCCACCCUCAUCCUCGCGUGGGUCCCCAACUCGCGGAUCCAGCGGCAGGACGAGGAGGCGCUGCGCUACAUCACCCCCGAGGGCUCCCCGGUGCGCAAGGCACCCCGCCCGCGGGGCCGGCGCACCCAGAGCGCGGGCGCUCCCUGCCGGGCCUCCCCCACGGAGCCGAGGCCGCCCCUGACCCCCAGAGACGAGGACAUCCUGGCGGUGGCCCAGGGCCUCCGGGGGGACGGGGAGAAGCUGGCCCCGGGCCUGGGGAUGGACGGCGCCCUCGCGGCCUCGCAGCCGGCCCACAGCCGCUCGGGCACCCUGUCCGCCGUGGGCUCACAGGACGGGACCGAGGAGGGGCGGGAGCCGCGGCCCGAGGCGGGCGAGGAGGAGGGCUCCAUGGAGCUGUCGGCCGAGGGUGUGAGCCAGGACAGCUCCUUCGACUCCGACUCGGACGCCUUCUCCUCCCCCUGCUGCCUGUCGCCGGUGAGCGCCGCCCUGGUGGACAGCAGCGGCUCCGUGUUCCUGGAGGGCGAGAGCGGCUCCCCCUCCAGCGUGGACGCCCACCUGCGCUUCCCCGACAGCGACGGCCUCCCGCAGACCCCGCACGGGGACGAGCCGCAGCGGGCGCGGGCCCUGGAGCAGAUCUGCGGCGUGUUCCGUGUGGACCUGGGGCACAUGCGCUCCCUGCGCCUCUUCUUCAGUGACGAGGCCUGCACCAGCGGCCAGCUGGUCGUCGCCAGCCGCGAGAGCCAGUACAAGGUCCUCCACUUCCACCACGGCGGCCUGGACAAGCUGGCGAGCGCGCUCCAGCAGUGGGAGCGCUGCGCGGGGACCCGCCUCCACGGCCAGCAGGUGGCCGACGAGAAGACGUGCAUGAAGUUCUCCAUCCGACGCCCCAAACUGCCCUCCUCCGAGACGCACCCCGAGGAGAGCACGUACCACCGGCUGGACGUGGCAGCCUGGCUGCGGCACCUGAACGAGCUGGGCCAGGUGGAGGAGGAGUACAAGCUGCGCAAGGCCAUUUUCUUCGGCGGCAUCGACGUGUCCAUCCGCGGGGAGGUCUGGCCCUUCCUGCUGCGCUACUACCGCCCCGAGUCCACGUCGGAGGAGCGGGAGGCGCUGCGGGCGCAGAAGCGCCAGGAGUACAUGGAGAUCGAGCAGAGAAGGCUCUCCAUGACCCCCGAGGAGCACCGGGAGUUUUGGCGAAACGUGCAGUUCACGGUGGACAAGGACGUGGUGCGGACCGAUCGCAGCAGCCAGUUCUUCCGCGGCGAAGGCAACCCCAACGUGGAGAGCAUGAGGAGGAUCCUGCUGAACUACGCGGUGUACAGCCCGGCCAUCGGCUACUCGCAGGGCAUGUCGGACCUGGUGGCGCCCCUCCUGGCCGAGGUCCUGGACGAGUCCGACACCUUCUGGUGCUUCGUGGGCCUCAUGCAGAACACCAUCUUCGUCAGCUCCCCGCGGGACGAGGACAUGGAGCGGCAGCUGCUGUACCUGCGGGAGCUGCUGCGGCUGACGCAUCCGCGCUUCUACCAGCACCUGGCGGCGCUGGGCGAGGACGGGCUGCAGCUGCUCUUCUGCCACCGCUGGCUGCUGCUGUGCUUCAAGCGCGAGUUCCCCGAGGCCGAGGCGCUGCGCAUCUGGGAGGCCUGCUGGGCCCACUACCAGACGGAUUACUUCCACCUUUUCAUCUGCGUGGCCAUCGUGGCCAUCUACGGGGAUGACGUCAUUGAGCAGCAGCUGGCUACCGACCAGAUGCUCCUGCACUUCGGAAACUUGGCCAUGCACAUGAACGGGGAGCUGGUCCUGCGCAAGGCCAGGAGUCUGCUGUACCAGUUCCGCCUCCGGCCCCGGAUCCCCUGCAGCCUGCACGACCUGUGCAAGCUGUGCGGCAGCGGCAUGUGGGACAGCGGGUACAUGCCCGCCGUGGAGUGCACGGGCCACCACCCGGGGUCGGAGAGCUGCCCCUACGGGGGCACGGGCUAGCCGCCUUCGCCCACGCCCCCCAGAGGAAGCGAGAAGGGCCUGCGUGCCUGUGAAGGCUGUGGCUUCCGCAGAUAGGCCGGGCUCCCCGCGUGGACGGCCCCGAGCAUGUGGGGGCGGGGACGGGCAGGGACAGGGCAGGGGAUGGUCACCGUGUCAAAAGAAAAAGACACCGAGGGUCCUAGUGGCUACAAGUCAAUGGCCUGGCGGUUGUAACUCUCACAGUAGAAUACCAGUCCCUCUGGGUGGCAGCUCAGAGCUUUGCAUCGGGCUCACUGGAGACCGUGGCCGGUGUGUGCUGGACCCCAGGGCCAGGGGGACAGGUAGAGGACUCUGAGAGGGACCCCCACAGUGACUAAAAGACAGGAGAGCCGGCCGGUGUGGCUCCGCGUUGAGCGCUUCAAUUCCUGGUCAGGACCCAUGGGCCGGUUUCGGACUCGCUCCCCAGUAGGGGGCGUGCAGGAGGCAGCUGAUCCAUGAUUCUCUCUCCUCAUUGAUUCUCUCUCCCUCGCACUUGCUCUCUGACAUCAAUAAAAG
Messenger RNA from Eptesicus fuscus (big brown bat), 2848 nucleotides. RefSeq names its product TBC1 domain family member 16 (gene TBC1D16). The transcript is spliced from 12 exons. Gene Ontology annotation, molecular function: GTPase activator activity. Gene Ontology annotation, biological process: activation of GTPase activity. Bases 122 to 2314 code for a protein of 730 amino acids. Lineage: Eukaryota; Metazoa; Chordata; Mammalia; Chiroptera; Vespertilionidae. The record is from RefSeq and is a predicted model, not a curated record. Gene Ontology annotation, cellular component: early endosome.